Molecule: messenger RNA, 1671 nt
Organism: Telopea speciosissima
Lineage: Eukaryota; Viridiplantae; Streptophyta; Magnoliopsida; Proteales; Proteaceae
Product: probable flavin-containing monooxygenase 1
Exons: 5
Coding region: 58-1626 (522 amino acids)
Molecular function (GO): N,N-dimethylaniline monooxygenase activity; flavin adenine dinucleotide binding; NADP binding
Source: RefSeq, a predicted model, not a curated record
CUCUAGAAGUGUAUCAAGAAGAUCAAUAAUCAGUACUAAGAUCUCCACUGUCUAACAAUGGCGAGGCAAGUGGGGAUCAUUGGAGCCGGCAUUAGUGGCCUUCUAGCAUGCAAGUACGUAUUGGAGAAGGGUUUCCGACCAGUGGUCUUCGAAGCAGAAAGUGGCAUUGGUGGACUAUGGAAUCGCACAGUUGGGACUACUAAGCUUCAGACUCCGAAACAACUCUAUCAGUUCUCUGAUUUUCCAUGGCCUUCCUCGGUUAAAGAAGAUUUCCCCAGUGCCAAUCAGGUUUUCGAGUAUGUGAAGUCCUAUGCUUCUCAGUUUGAUCUACUCCGGCACAUCAAAUUCAGCUCUAAGGUCACUGGAAUUGAUUAUCAGGGAGCAUCAGAUGAAGAAAUGCAAGCAUGGGACCUUUGGGGUGGCAAUGGUGAAGCCUUUGGCCCUGGAGGGAAAUGGAAUGUUACAGUUCUUGACCUCAACAAUGGUUCAACUGAGGUUUACCAAGUGGAUUUUGUGAUCUUAUGCCUUGGCCGGUUCAGUGGUAUUCCAAACAUUCCAGAAUUCCCAACUAACAAAGGACCAGAUGUGUUUCAAGGCAAUGUGAUGCACUCUAUGGAGUAUUCUCUAAUGGAUAAUGCCGCUGCUGCAGAAUUUGUCAAAGGAAAACGUGUUACUGUGGUUGGAUUCCAGAAAUCAGGGUUGGACAUUGCAGCAGAGUGUGCCAAAGCAAACGGAGUUGAUAAUCCCUGUACUGUACUCUACAGGAAUGUACAUUGGUAUGUUCCUGAUUAUCUACCAUGGGGUGUUCCCAUUGCACUUCUCUACCUGAAUCGCUUCUCUGAGCUAUUGAUCCAUAAACCCAGUGAAGGACUUCUUCUUAGCAUUGUGGCUGCCCUCCUCACUCCUGUGAGAUGGGCUUUUUCCAAAUUUGUUGAAAGCUAUCUUAGAUCAAAGCUACCCCUGAAGAAAUAUGGAAUGAUACCGAAACAUAGUUUCUUUGAACAAGUAGUUACAUGCCAAAUCUCAACAUUGCCAGAUAAUUUCUACAACAAAGUUGAUGAGGGAAGUAUCAUUUUGAAAAAAUCAAAGAGCUUCAGCUUCUGCAAAGAUGGAUUGAUAAUUGAUGGAGAUGAUGCUCCUCUACAAUCAGAUAUUGUGAUUUUUGCAACUGGAUAUAAAGGUGAUCAAAAGAUAAAAAAUAUUUUCACAUCACUGAUAUUCCGAGAUCAAGCAAUCGGGUCACCGACGACAACACUCCCCCUCUACAGAGAAUGCAUCCAUCCUCGAAUACCCCAACUCGCAAUAAUAGGGUAUUCCGAAAGCAUUUCGAAUCUAUACACAUCCGAGAUGAGGUGCCGAUGGCUUGCACAUUUCCUUGAUGGUGUUUUCAAGUUACCAAAGAUUAGAGAAAUGGAGAAAGACAUCCUAAGAUGGGAAAAGUACAUGAAGCAGUACACCGGCAAGUAUUUUCGAGGAUCUUGUAUUCUUCUAACACAUAUAUGGUACAAUGAUCAACUUUGCAAGGACAUGAAAUGCAAUCCAAGAAGAAAGAAUGGAUUUUUAGCUGAAUGGUUCGAACCUUAUGGGCCUAUGGAUUAUGCUAAUCUCUCUCUCCUUACUGAGUGAUCCCAAUUCUUUUGAUGCAAAAUUGUAUUCAAACUAUACAAUUAC